AUGGUGUAUUUUCGGUUUCCUGGUAUCGUUUUGGGUAGAUUUCGCUUCUUUCAUUCAAAUCCUUCAAGGUAUAACAAAAUGUCUGGAAGGAAUCGAAUGCCACGGGGCCCACGUGAGGGCCCAAUACACCGGGCCCACGGCCCCCUCCCUCCUCACCCUGCUGCUCUUGAAGAAGAACUUGAACUCCAACAUCGAGACAUUCAAAGAAUCAUGGCUGAAAAUGGACAUGUAGUAGAAGAAAAUGUGAGUCUUCAAAGGGAAUUAACUGCUGUGAAAGAUGAGAUGCAUAGAUUAGGUCAAAUCAUCCCCAAAUUACAUGCUGAAAAAGAUGCAAGAGCCAGGGAUUUAAUUGACAGAGGAAUGAAACUCGAGGCUGAGCUUCGUGACACUGAGCCUUUAAUGGCAGAUGUAGGACAAUUAAGAAGUGAAUUCCAGAAAUUGACUUCAUUAAGGCAAGAAUUGUCUAGUCAAAUUCAAGGUUUGACCAAAGAUACAAGUAGAUUGAAGGCUGAAAAUGAACAGGUGGUUGGACUUAAGACUGAUAUUGAUGGUAUGCAUAAAGACCUUGUGGAUAUGAGGAGAGAUUAUGAAAUGAUGAAGAAAACAAAUGAAGAACAUGUGAUUCAAAAGGAAGCAAUGGAAAAGAAUCUUAUUUCAAUGGCUCGUGAAAUUGAGAAGCUUAGAGGAGAGCAAAUGAGGGCACGUGGACUUGGUGGUGGAGGAUAUGAAAUGUUAAAUGGAAACCCUAAUAUGAGGUAUCAUUCAGGUGGUGGAUAUGGUGGUGGUGGUGGUUGGGGAUCUUAUGACCACCGAGGACCACCGCGUUAUUGAUAACAACAUCCUGGGUACUACCUCAUUGACAUUUCUUGCCAGCUGGACAUAAAGGGUAUGUAUGGAUUGAUGCCAAAUUUACAUUUUAUCUUAUGUGUAAAUAUAAAAUGUAAUUUCAUCUUUAUGCAUGUUUAUGGAUAAUUGCUUGUGUUUAUUUUAGAGUAAAUUCUAUAUUUCGUCUUUCUGCUAUGUCAAAAGUUACCAAUGAUAUAAGAAUGAAAAAUACACAAUAUAUAAUAUGCAAUGAAUGAUUUGCACCAAUAACUAACCCGAGGUUAUAAAAUCUCUAAGAGAGAAGCAUGACUCUAGGUGAGACAUGUAUGAAUUGUAAGUCUAUCAAUCAUGUGGAGGGAUGUUUAAUGUAU
Molecule: messenger RNA, 1196 nt
Organism: Lactuca saligna
Lineage: Eukaryota; Viridiplantae; Streptophyta; Magnoliopsida; Asterales; Asteraceae
Source: the annotation of a GenBank genome assembly